Poecilia latipinna (sailfin molly) is the source of this 3459-nucleotide messenger RNA. RefSeq names its product Kv channel interacting protein 1 b (gene kcnip1b). The record is from RefSeq and is a predicted model, not a curated record. Gene Ontology annotation, cellular component: voltage-gated potassium channel complex. Gene Ontology annotation, molecular function: calcium ion binding; transmembrane transporter binding; potassium channel regulator activity. Gene Ontology annotation, biological process: regulation of potassium ion transmembrane transport. The coding region runs from base 324 to 1001 and encodes 225 amino acids. NCBI's taxonomy places the organism in Eukaryota, Metazoa, Chordata, Actinopteri, Cyprinodontiformes, Poeciliidae. The transcript has 9 exons.
UUUGUGCAGUUCAGUUCUGCUCAGAGCACCAGCGCAGCGCUCCUUCACAGCCUGCAGGGCUGCCUCUGCAGUUCUGGGGGAAUCCUCACACGGAAAUAACAGCUGCACAGGGGGUUGAGGGUUAAAGCAGGACAAAAGAUUUUUAGAACAGAAGACAAGAGGAGGAGGUUGAGAAGCACGUCUCAUCCCUUGACCCCACCUGAUGACCCCACGAUUCCCUGACGCUGGUUCUUCUCGCAGCAGAGGUCGCGUGCCACAUUACGACGGGGGUCGUUUUUACCUUGGUGUAAACCCGCCCCGUCCGCCCCUGCCUCAACCCCACGAUGGCUGGCUGUACCAGCCGCUGCAGGCAGGGGGUGCAAAAGCUAAUUCAGUCCCUGCAGAGACUGGUGUCAGGAACCCUCACUAAAGAUAAAGCAGAUGAUGAGCUUGAGAUGACCAUGGUGUGUCACAGGCCUGAGGGUCUCGAGCAACUGGAAGCCCAAACUAACUUCUCCAAGCAGGAGCUGCAGAUCCUCUAUCGCGGCUUUAAGAAUGAAUGUCCCAGCGGAGUCGUAAAUGAGGAGACCUUCAAACACAUUUAUGCACAGUUUUUCCCUCAUGGAGAUGCAAGCAUGUACGCACAUUAUCUUUUCAACGCUUUUGACACAACAAACAAUGGCUCCAUCAAAUUUAAGGACUUUGUGGUGGGCUUAUCCACUCUACUGAGAGGAACCCUGAGGGAAAAGCUGGAGUGGACAUUUCAUCUUUAUGACAUCAACAGAGAUGGAUACAUAAACAGAGAGGAAAUGACGGAGAUUGUAAGAGCCAUUUACGACAUGAUGGGCAAGUACACCUACCCUGCUUUAAAGGGAGAUGUGCCACAGCAGCACGUGGAUGCCUUUUUUCAGAAGAUGGAUAAGAACAAAGACGGAGUGGUGACUAUGGAAGAGUUUAUUAUUGCCUGCCAAGAGGAUGAAAACAUGAUGAGAUCCAUGCAGCUGUUUGAAAACGUGAUGUAGGACGGCUGGAAACAAAGAAGACAGGAGCAUGGCAAACCAGAGGGCUUUGUGUGUGUGAGCGUGUGUGUGUGUGUGUUUGCGUGCACAUGUGCCGUACAUCCAGUCUAUCCUUGUGUUCCUGCUCUCGCCAGCUGAGCUCUGGAAACAGCCAGAGCUUCCUGUGAUGACACUAAUGAGGGGACUGGAGUGGAAUGCCCUCAGCCUUCCCGCCGCGUUUGGCCACACAGCAAAGUGAUUAAUGUGACAGGCGUUGAGCUCCGUCAAACAGAUUGGCCGUUUAGAUGCUCCGACAUUGAAAGGAUGCUUUGACCUUCGAAGAAACAUGCCUUCCAGAGGUGGACCUACUUUUCUUUUUCUUCUUUUUGCCAUGUGUUGUUUGCUUUUUUUUUUCUAUCCAGACUUACUUGCAUGUGUUUGAGGGAAAAAAAAAAAAAAAAGAAAGUCAUAUUUCCUGAUACUUGUCAGAUUUUUCCUGAAACGUUUGCCAUAAUUACAUCUGCAUUAAUUGACUCAUACAUCCAGUGGUUGGAAGGAUUAAAAGAUUGAAUUUGCGAGUAUGGAUUUUAGUGACGCUUCUACAUUCGUGUCGACUUGGCUGCUGCUCAGACCUCUCUGUCUUUUGCUUGCUGUUGUUCUGUGAAACGCCUGCAUUAGAGAGUUCAAACAUUUAAGGUUGUAGGUUAUAUAGAUCUUACAUGCUGUGUCGGUCGCCUGUCUUUUUGUAUUUCAAAAGACUUCAUGUUGUCAAAAAAUUCAAAACUAUAUGACUUUAAUUGAUAGCAUUUUUAUGAGGUCAAGUCAAAGCAAAGCAAAGAAACGUAUGUCAUUUCCAGGGAUUACAAUAUUUAAGCCAUAGUUUGGGAUUUUCAAAGUUAAGUUGCGGUAAUAAAAUAGUCAUGUGCUGUUAAUGUUUCAGCUGCUGAAGAUAACUCUUUUGACGCCUUUGUCGAGUUAGUAGUGCCGUUUCCCCUCAGGCUAAAGCUAACAGCUAGUCCUGUAUCCUUCACACAUACUCCAGUUUUCAGAAAUGUCAGAUUGAGAACUAUCCGAUAUAUGUUUUAAUCCUCGUCGCAGUUAAACUACGUUGCUAUUUAGAUACAAGAGUUAUUUACCAAAGAAACACAAGUAGCCUGGGUGGUGGUGUGUUGCCAACAAACCUCAGUAUCAUAGCAUGUACUUCUGAAAAAAACUGGCUUUUCUGGCCAUGAGCUUUAAACUGCCUGCAGUUUAACACGGACUAGAAAUCUUUAGAAAGGUCCUUUCUCUUAUUACACUGUCUGAAGAUCACUGGAGCACACAACCAUCUUUCUGCAUUUCUACUCUAAAUGACUGCAUACUUUCAGUUAAAUAUCCAUGUAAUAUAAGAAAGCAUUUGAAAAAAAAUAAAAUCACUAUGGCGUCUUUAGGAUUGAAGCAGAUUUAAGAAUCUAUAUUUCAUGAAGAAUAUUAGAGUUUUAUCUACUGUGUGGAAGUUAGUUGACAACUAGGUUUAAUAAUAAUCCAGGUUGGAGGGCGCUGGACCAAUUGACUUUUACCGCCUUAAAGAUUUGCAAAACCAAAAGCAUCAAAAUAUCUUAUCCAAUCUCAAACACUUUAUAGGACAGGAGGACACAAUCUUACAUUUUUUUAAAUAUUUACUCUGAGUGAAAACGCUGACAUGUUUAGGUCUCAGCAUGUGUUUCACACACAUCAGUGUCGCACUGCCUCCUAGCUUAGUUUAAUGCAUUAAAAAAAAUCUCCUAUUUAACUCUUAAUACUUACCCAAUAGAAAUAUGGCAAUGUUUAGCUGUUCAGACUACAUCUGUCAGAUAAACCACCAUGAUGUUUUUGAGAUUGGAGUUGUUUAAGACGGCCCACUUUAGUCUUGGGCCGUUUCGGAUUAGCCAUUAGCUUCAGCCUCCUGGACCAUUUUACCUGAAUUUAUACUGUUUAAAAGACCCCAGAAGAGGUAUCUUCUGCAGAUCAGAGGACAGCUUUUACCUUUAAAAUAAUCUUACCUCAAAACGUCUGGGCUGUCCUUGUGAUAUUAGUGCAGAGGCCAGCAUUUGGAUGGUAGUGGAUAUAGCUCAUUUUGCUAAGUCUAGAAGAGUGAAGGUUGUCGGAGGUCAGAUUUAAUGUCAGCUUUGAAAUUAUAUGACCUGACAUAAUGAACAUGUGACACUGACCAAAACAGUGAUUUUACACCUAAAGUACAGACAGAACAGCACAUCUAUUAUUGUUUUCUGUGAGUUUUCCAGCAUUUGAAAGAUAAUAGGAAACUCGCAGGCCUACAGUAUUUUAAUCACUGAAAUAUUAACCAUUUGCUUUUUUAAGUCGGUGGCGCAGUUCUUUAGUGUGUGCUUGAUCUGUGUGACAUCCCCUCCCCUGCUGUACAGUAUCCUUUGUUGAAACAGAGUUGCUAUAUCAUAUUAACAGAAGAGUCAUUUAAAGCCACAAAAUAAAUAUUUAAAUUAUUUGA